UUCCCCGACCGGCGAGGCGCGGCUACGCAGCUGGAUCAGAUGAUUUCGUUCUGACGUGGGGCGUGGCAGGAAAUAAGGAAGCGGACGCUUGGUACUGGCUUCCGAGCUAGAGCGGAAUCUUUGACGGUUGGAGCCGACUAGGGGGGGAAUGGCUGAUGAGGAAGAGGAUCCGACUUUUGAAGAAGAUAAUGAAGAUGCAGGAGGAGGAGUAGAUGGUGGACAGGGUAAAAGGAAAAGACUUUUCUCUAAAGAAUUAAGGUGUAUGAUGUAUGGCUUUGGUGAUGACCAGAAUCCUUACACUGAGUCAGUGGAUAUUCUUGAGGACCUUGUCAUAGAAUUCAUCACUGAAAUGACUCACAAAGCAAUGUCUAUUGGAAGACAAGGUCGAGUGCAGGUAGAAGAUAUUGUCUUCUUGAUUCGAAAGGACCCAAGGAAGUUUGCCAGAGUUAAGGACUUGCUUACUAUGAAUGAAGAACUGAAACGGGCUAGAAAAGCAUUUGAUGAAGCAAACUAUGGAUCCUGACAUCUUUUAUGUUCUCCAAAGUUCCAGUAUCUUCUAGGACUAGUGUAUGUGUACUUGAACUGUGUAUUUUCCACCUUGCCAAAAAUGAAAGGUCCUGACAUAAUUGAAGUACUUCAUACAGUUAGCUAAUUAUUACCUGCAUCCAAUUGACCCUAUAAAUGGGAAAUGGAGCAACACUGCGUUGCCGCCUUUACUUUGACUUAAUGGAUUCUAAAAGUGACAUUUUGGUAUUGAAUCGCCUGCCUCUCUUUGUUAUAAUUAAAAUUGCUCAUUGGUUUUAAUGACAAGCUAAAAUACCCUGCAAACCAUGCAGAUCAUCCUGUCUUUUUGAGGUGAUAAAGACAAUUUAAACUAAGUAGUCUUUAUGUUCUGGUCUCCUUUUUGUCACUGAAGUUUUAUGUUAUAGCAGUUCAGUAUGUGAAAUCUAAAUAGCCUUUUUGGUUCUGCAAUUCAGAAAACAAAUUUCCUGACUACUUUCAACCUCUCAGACAGUUUUAUGGAUUGCUACUGGAAACUUGUGCAUGCUCUGUGUUGGGUUAUAUUCUUAAAAUUUUGUCAGUUUCUCUUACAGAAAAAGGAAAGUUUCAUAUUCUUUUGCAUAAAGAUUUGAUUCUUUUGCAUAAGAUUAGAUUUCUUAAAAGAAAUCAUUUGUAUUCAUGUCUUUCACUGGAUAUCAAAAGUAGUUUUUUUCUUGAUGAGAGUUGCUGUUCCCUUUCAGAGUUGCACAUGAAAACUCAAGAUAAUUUGAGAUUUUUUUUGUUUCUGAUUAAAAAUUUUUCAGGCCUACUAGACUCAUUGUUUGAGUUUUAGAAGAUCUAAUCUUCAUAAACAGGAUUUAAAUUCUGAGACACUUAAAGGAAUACAAAUGUGGGCAUUCUAAAUUUUAGUAAAAAUGGCAGUACUUUAACAUUUGUUUUAAGAAUUUACUUUAUUCGUUGUGGAACUAUCUGCCAGCAUCUACACACGUGUAGGUGUGCUGUAGUAGCUCAGGAUAUGUAAGUUUUGUGUGUAUUUAACCAUUAUGUAUUAAAUUAUUACUGUAUUUAGUUUAACAUUAGAAUUGAAAAAAACAAUUUAGGGAAUCAUUGAAAAAUCCUUUUUGUGUGAAACUACACUUAUGUGCUGGUUAAUACUUGAGAAAUUCUGCUGUCCUAAUUUUUUAUAUUAGGAAUAAAAAUCAUUUAUGAAAAUUAA
Messenger RNA from Dromiciops gliroides (monito del monte), 1717 nucleotides. It is a transcript of the gene TAF13, whose product is annotated as TATA-box binding protein associated factor 13. Gene Ontology annotation, cellular component: transcription factor TFIID complex. Gene Ontology annotation, molecular function: protein heterodimerization activity. The record is from RefSeq and is a predicted model, not a curated record. Gene Ontology annotation, biological process: transcription by RNA polymerase II. The transcript has 4 exons. Lineage: Eukaryota; Metazoa; Chordata; Mammalia; Microbiotheria; Microbiotheriidae. Bases 149 to 523 code for a protein of 124 amino acids.